Ilex paraguariensis (yerba mate) is the source of this 558-nucleotide messenger RNA. The record is from the annotation of a GenBank genome assembly. Lineage: Eukaryota; Viridiplantae; Streptophyta; Magnoliopsida; Aquifoliales; Aquifoliaceae.
AUGGGUGCUGAGGUACCACCUUCAUCAGCCGAGGUCCCGGCCUCUGUAGGUACUGGGGUGUUUGUUCCACCAGUUAAAGUCCCUUCUCCUACAGCUUCUUCUAUUCCAGCCAUUGUUUCCAACCUCCUCGAUCUUCCUGAGUUGCCUGGAGCUCCUGCUACUCCUUCGUCUACUGCUAUUUCUGAGGUUCUCGAUCUUCCAGGGCCCCCUAAAAUUUCUAUUGAUCUUCCUCCAUCUGUUGCCUCAGAGCUUCUCGAGCUGCCUGGAGUGAUUCUAGAUCUAAUUGCCGAGUCAGAGGAUAAGGUUGUUGCUACUUCUUCGAGGAAACACGGAAGGGGUAGUGCAUCGUCGCAAUUAUCAGGCUCUUUUUUUGGUGAGAUUGAUUUUACAACCACGGAGCUAAAUCUUGCUUUUGAGAAUUCGAACCUCAAGGACCAGCUUUCUGAAAUGAAGAGGGAAUGGAACGAGCUGAAGGUAGAGAAUGCUUGGCUGCGGUCUACAAAUGCUCAACAUGAGGAGGAAGUAUCAAAGCUCAAGAGGGGGUCUGGGGGUGCUUAG